CCUGCUGUCUGGGUCUGUGAGAGUGUGUGUUUCUGGGCUUCCCCGACUCCGAGCCGAGCUGAGCUCACACACUCCUGAGCAUUUAAGGACGAGGACCAGGAGGAAGAGGAGGGCCAUGGAGCACAGCCACAUCUUCCCCCUCCUUUCCCCCCCCAACAGCAGUGCCUGGAGCCCAGGGCAGCAGCUGGCCGACACUCCCCAGGGUUGCCCCCUCGGACCACUGCCCGUCAUCUACUACAGCGCCCUGCUCUGCCUCGGCCUGCCCGUGGCCAACAUACUCACUGUCAUCAUCCUCUCCCAGCUGGUGUUACGGCGUCAGAAGUCCUCCUAUAACUACCUUCUGGCGCUCGCUGCCGCUGACAUCCUGGUCCUCCUGCUCAUCGUCUUCGUCGACUUCAUAUUGGAGGACUUCAUUUUGGGCGCACCCCUUCCCCCCUCCCUCAACAAGGCAGUCCAGGUCCUGGAGUUCUCCUCCAUCCACACCUCCAUCUGGAUCACGGUCCCCUUGACCGUUGACCGUUAUAUUGCAGUCUGUCACCCGUUGAAGUAUCAUAGCGUUUCCUACCCGGCCCGCACACGGCGGGUCAUCAUGGGCGUCUAUAUGGGGUGUUUGGUGUCUGCUGCGCCUUACUACUGGUGGCCUGAGCUGUGGCAUGGUUUACCUGGAGGUGGUACAGGAAGUGGAGGAAGGGGGAGUAGUAGUAGUGCUGCGCAGCAUGUGCUAGUCUGGGUGCACUGUGCGACUGUCUAUCUCCUCCCCUGCUCCGUCUUCUUCUCCCUCAAUGCAAUGAUCGUCAGGAAGCUCCAGCGCCGUCGCAGCUGCUUCCGCCUGCGCGGCUACUCCACGGGCAAGACCACCGCCAUCCUACUCGCCAUCACUUCCGUUUUUGCCGUCCUCUGGGCACCACGCACCGUCGUGAUCCUUUACCACCUGUACACGGCGCCGCCGGCGUCCCCGGGUCCCGCCCGCCUUCUGCACCUCCUAACCGAUGUGGCGAACAUGCUAGCUCUCCUAAACACCGGGGUCAACUUCUUUCUCUACUGUUUCAUCAGCAAGCGUUUCCGGACCAUGGCGGCCACGGUUCUCCGGACGUUGUUCCGAUGCCGUAAGCAGCCGCCGCCGUUCUACGCUGGACACAACUUCUCUAUCACCAGUAGCCCCUGGAUCUCCCCUGCUAACUCCCACUGCAUCAAGAUGCUGGUAUACCAGUACGAUAAGAACGGCAAGCCCAUCUGCAUCUCCUCGUGAGGAGGGAAGUGUGGAGGGUUUCCCUGACGACCGACCUUGAUGAUGACCCGAUUCUGGGACUCUUUGAGCUUUUCAAAUGUCAACAGACAUUUAGAGUGGAGGGCUGGAAAGGUGGAGGAGAGGAAAGGAGAGUUAGAGGAGAGGUGAUGAGAGGUGGAGGAGAGGAGAUGGAGGAGAGGAGAGGUGGUGGAGAGGAGAGGUGGAGGAGAGAAGAGCGUCUGAGAAGAGGAGACAGAAAGAUAUGUGGUUGGUGUAUGAAUACGCAACAAUCUAUCUAUCUAUCUGAAGUGAGAGAAAGAAUGUUUGAGAAGAAGAAGAAGAAGAAAAGUUGAGAAAUCAAGUAGGAAUGUUGCUGAGCACAAACAGCAGAACAGAACUCACAACCCAGCAACAGUGUGUUGAGAACCAUCUCUCCACUCGUUCAUGCGGAAAAGCAAUCUAACAGACUGAUCAUUCAGCCUGGAUAACUGCCUGUCUUUUUGACUGUAUUACUGCUCCGACAGUGUCUGACGAUGAGCUUUGACUGUGAUCAGGGACUGAUAAACGAGCAUCAUGGCGGCUGCUUAUUACUGGGUUUUAUAGCCAGCCAUUUGUAAAUGGGAAUGGAGAGUGACAACUGAGGAAUUCCUCUGUGACAUAUCAACCUCGCUUUGACAUUGGGACGUUUUUGGUACUGUCUCUGAUAUACUGCUGUCGACGGAUGGGGAGGAGGAGGUGAUGGGGGAGGGAUGGUGGGAGGAUGAGGGAGGCUCUGAAUCUGAACAGAUGGCCAUCAUCCAACAGGAGCCCUCUCUAGUCAAAGAGUUCAUCGCAGAGACUCUCAGCGAGAGAAACCACUCACCUUUGAAGAGGUACCCGUGGCAUUGAUGCUCAAGUCUUUAGUGAUGGCCUUAGAUGAUUUGAUUCACAAUCACUACCAUGUCCCCUGACGUGAUUUGAAACUCUGCUGACAUUUCCUGUUAAUAUAUAGUGGGUCUCAGAGGUGCAUUAGACAUCACAAGAGACUUUUUAUAAAAAAACGGAUCUGUGGAUUUUAAGAUGUUCUCGGUGAGUGAAUUCAUCAAAGAUGGAAGGGAUUGGGAAAGAUAACCAUCCAAUCAGGAGCCAUCUCACAGGUGUUGGUAAGGAUAAGUAGGAGUUGCCUGUUGUUGUCAUGGUGAAGGAUUAUGGUAGACUUAACUGUUAGAUCAGUGUUCUUUAAUACCGAUCUUGACGACACAUACAUGUGCAGGUUUUUGUUCUAGCCCAGUACUAACACACUUGAUUCAGCGAAUCAACUGAUCAUCAAGCAAUUUGAGUGGUUGAAUCAAGGUGUGCUAGGUGUGUUAGUGCUGGGACCAGGAUUGAAGGACAUUGUUGUAGACGCACAAAAAUAAAGCUAAACAAUUACAGCAAAACAAGUAGAGGUUCCAUAGGAUCAGUAAUCUUGGAACCAUGGAUUCCACCAUUUUAAAAGGAGGACAUUACUACCAUUUUAAAGAGUCUUCAAUUAAAUAUUGGUUGUCUUUGAUGAUUGUCUUAGUCAUAUUAGAAUGAAUGUAUUUGUGCAGCUCUCAGACCCUUAACUUUAUAUCACUGACUAGAUUGUGUGUGUGUGUGUGUGUGUGUGUGUGUGUGUGUGUGUGUGUGUGUGUGU
Molecule: messenger RNA, 2885 nt
Organism: Oncorhynchus kisutch (coho salmon)
Lineage: Eukaryota; Metazoa; Chordata; Actinopteri; Salmoniformes; Salmonidae
Gene: gpr139
Product: G protein-coupled receptor 139
Exons: 3
Coding region: 116-1249 (377 amino acids)
Biological process (GO): phospholipase C-activating G protein-coupled receptor signaling pathway
Cellular component (GO): plasma membrane
Molecular function (GO): G protein-coupled receptor activity
Source: RefSeq, a predicted model, not a curated record